GAAAUAUUGCAGUGGGUAAUGCAACAGUCAGGAGCAGCAGACACAGUGAGCGGUUUGAUAAAGAGCUGCAGACGACAGACUGCAUCCUUCCACCUCCUCAGACAGACAGAGUGGCGAGCUGUUAUCCAAACUUCAGUUGACUUGUUGUGGAGGAUCUAAAAGCCAGUGGGAAAUUCCAUAACUUUGUUAUUGACCCCUUCACCUCCAUGACAGACAGGAGAAUGGCCUUCCUUUUCAAAUAGGGAGGCAAACGUAUGUGCAACAGUGCCGAUGGUCUUCAACCUGAAGAAACGCCACCUGUCACCGGAGGAGGAUGACAGCCCUGCCAUCAGAGAAUCGAAGAAAACCCUCAUCACGGAGAUCGAGCAGAUGGCAACUGUUUGGAGCCCAGCAGCAUCUACCUCCUUUCUUCAGCGCUAGACCAAGCAACUGAAAUUCCUUGACAAUGAAAAGAAGGACCUCGUUUAUAUUGAGGACGACUGAAGCUACAGACGCUGAGAAGGAAGAAGAGAAGAUCGUUCUGCAGCAGGUAAUCAUCAUCUUCAACAUCUGCAUCAUCUCCACCAUGAAGACGCUGACUCUGUCUGCACUUCUUUGUGCCAUGAUGGCUCUGACCAGAGCUGCUGCUCUUCCAGAUGCAGAGGAUGGACCUGGGACAGAGGGAACUGUUGUCCAAGCUCUUCCAGACUCAGAGGCCGGAAACUGGACCAACUCGCUCACAACAGGAGAGAGUCAUGUUGUCAUAAAUUCCACGUCUUGUCCCGAGGGUUGGACUGCUUUCAACAGUCGCUGUUUCCUCUACGUUCCACGAUCCCUGAGUUGGGCUGUGGCUGAGAAAAACUGUAUGUCCAUGGGUGGACACCUUGCAUCUGUACACAACAUCGAGGAGUACCAUCAGAUUCAGACGAUGAUCUUGAGCGCCACUCAUUAUCAAAGAGAAGCAUGGAUUGGAGGGUCUGAUGCACAACAGAACCAAUGUUGGUUCUGGAGUGACGGUACUCUUUAUGACUUCACCAACUGGUGUCCUGGAGAGCCUAGUAACGGUAGAGGUCAUCAGAACUGUCUGCAAAUGAAUUAUUCAGAUCAGAAGUGCUGGGAUGACACUUGGUGUGAUGUUCACCUCCCGUAUGUCUGUGCCAGAAACGUCUGAUAAAAGCAUGGAUAACGUGUCAAAAGCACAGACACUGAUCAAUUUCUGUUUGUGUGUCUGCGAGCAAACUUGUCUGUCUUUACGCCACAAGUCUCGUAUUUGACCUGAAGGCUCUAUAUCUCAUUUCACAUCUUUAUUUCUUCUCUAUCGCUGUAACGCUACUAAAGGAAUGAAGUGACAAGUGACAUAAACAGCAGCUGGAUUGUCUCUGUCUCUUAAAUACGAGCAGACUGAAUGUGUAAUGAAAAGUAAGCUUUUAGCACAACUUUAUUCUGCAGAGUGAACUGUUCUUUCUUCUCUUAUGCAAAAUUAAAAAUCUCAAGAAGCAUUGAAACAAGCUGGUCUGUGUUAUAUCUCCUGUUUGUUCGGGUACAAUAAAUAGACAGGUAUAUGAAAUAGAUCUCAAAGAGCUUCAGCUACAAUACUGUUAAAUAAUACUGUUCAUUAUAAUUGUUGGGGCACCUAGUGAAAAUGUCCAUCCAAUAAAACCUAAUGAGAGAUGGUACAAGAGGGAUGUGAUCCAAACCUGUAAUGAAUCUUGAUAUUAAAAGUUUCUGAAAGUGUCCGACAGCAUUUGGUUCAGUUCAAACCUCCUGAUGUGUUCUGGACAAAUAAAAU
Molecule: messenger RNA, 1768 nt
Organism: Micropterus dolomieu (smallmouth bass)
Lineage: Eukaryota; Metazoa; Chordata; Actinopteri; Centrarchiformes; Centrarchidae
Product: ladderlectin-like
Exons: 11
Coding region: 446-1150 (234 amino acids)
Molecular function (GO): signaling receptor activity
Source: RefSeq, a predicted model, not a curated record